GGCUCCUCCUGUUGCGCCUCCGCCGUGCACUUCGUGGUUCAGUCUGGACCUGGACCGGCGGACGAAGCCCCUCCGGAUCCGAACCACUUCCAACCCUCCAGAACCUCCAGGACCUCCAGAACCUCCGCUCCGGCUGGGUUUCACCUCCCGGUCCCUGCUCGUCCUCUGGUUCUGGUUCCAAACUUCCACUCCGUGUUUUAGCGUCUUUGACUGUUUGUUUAUUUGUUUGUUUGUUUGUUUGUUUUUCUGGUUCUGUCCAACUCCUCCAUCCGGAUGGAGUCGGAGAAGUUCUGAGGUCCAACAGCGAACACGGACCCGAACCCGUUGACGGGACCGGAACCGACCGGACCUGUAUCCUGCCGCUCAUCCGUUCAUUCAUUCAGACUCGGACCCACAGCCGGUCCGCAUGCUCCGCUGACGGGACUCCGGUCCUGACCGUGGAUGACCAUGGACCCUCCUGCCGUGCGCGUGCUCGCCGCCCUGCUCGUGCUGCCUCUGCUGCCCCCCCCGGGCUCCCCCGCCCUCUGCCCCCGGCUCUGCUCGUGCCCCCGGCCCACGGAGCUCCACUGCACCUUCCGGUCCCUGGUGUCGGUGCCGCCGGUGUCCAGAGGCGUGGAGCGCGUGAACCUGGGCUUCAACAGCAUCCACCGGAUCCCGGUCCGGGCCUUUACUGGGCUCCGGAACCUGGAACUGCUCCUGCUGCACGGAAACCACAUCCACGAGCUGUCCGGUGGUGCGUUCAGGGACCUGGCAGCACUGCAGAUGCUGAAGCUCAGUUACAAUAAGCUGAAGUGGAUCAGCAGGACCACCCUGGUGGGUCUGUGGUCCCUGACCCGGCUCCACCUGGACCACAACGGUCUGGAGUUCAUCCACCCUGACGCCUUCCAGGGCCUGACGGAGCUCCGCCUCCUGCAGCUGGAAGGGAACCGCCUCCGUCAGCUGCACCCGUCCACCUUCUGCACCGUCACCCUGCUGGGCGUCUUCCACCUGUCCACCCUGAAGCACCUGCACCUGGGGGACAACCACCUGGAGGCCCUGCCCCCAGACCUGCUGGAGGCCACGCCCCUGCUGGAGAACCUCUACCUGCACGGGAACCCCUGGACCUGUGACUGCACCAUGAGCUGGUUCCACCACUGGUGGACCAAGAGACCAGGGGUGUUGAAAUGUAAGAUGGACCGAGGUCUUCCUGGUGGUCAGCUGUGUCCACUCUGCUCCUCACCCAAACACCUUCAGAGGAAGGAGCUCCAGGCUCUGGAGGUCCUGGUCUGCACCAGUCCGGUCAUCAGCGCCCCCCAGAGGCCAGACCCUCCUGAGGACGUGGACAGCGAGGUCUUGACUGUAGACAACUUCAGGGACCCAUUGGGGAACAUGUCCCUGGAACUCUCGGACCAACACGGGAACCAGGUGGCGCUGGAGUGUAGCGUGGGAGAACCUAGGGGCCUGUCCAGGGUCAGCCUGGACCGGGUCCACCAGGUCCACAUAGUGUCCAACUUCAGCCUGUCUGUGCACCUGGACUGUCCUGUGGACCCGCACCAGUACGAGCAGCUGUGGAGGUUGACCGCCUACUACAGCAAUGUGCCCGCCCACUUAAAAAGGGAGGUCCCACCCAGCGGCCAGCCCCAUGGGACCUAUGUGUACCGGCAGGACCCCGAGGAGGAGGUCCAGGUCCACACCGGGCAGGACCCCAAGGAGGAGGUCCAGGUCCAAACCGGGCAGGACCCAAAGGAGGAGGUCCAGGUCCGCACCGGGCUGAAGGUCCAGGUCACAGCUCGGCCCAUGUGGCUGAUGCAGACCUCUGUGGACCUUCAGCUGGACCGGCUCGGGUCGUCUGGACGGACGGUCCGACUGGUCUACAGGACCCAGCUGUCAGAGACGGUGGACACGGAGACGCUGAGGACCCAGACCAGGACCUGGGUCAUGAUCCAGUCCACAAACACCACUCAGAAAGCAUCCAUUGUUCUCCUGGGGGGACGGGCUGAACUGGACUGUACCGUCCACAGUUCAGACGGAGCCUCGGUCCGCUGGACUCUGCCGGACGGCUCCCAGGUGGACGCUCCUCAUGACGGUCCAGACCACAGAGUGUCCGUCUCCGCCGAUGGACGUCUGGUCAUUAAAGCCGCAGGACACAACGACGCAGGAAUCUACUACUGCAGGGCCAGGGUCCAGGGGGACCUGUCGGUGCUGCCGUUCUACCUGUCGGUGCAGGACUCAUCCGGUCCUCCGCCCGGGGAGGACGCGUCCGGUCCACCUGUGGACAGGUUUGUAGGGGACACCAUCACUGUUCCCUGCACGGCGUCUGCGUCCCCUGACGCCGAGGUCAGUUGGAUUCUACCGAACAGUCAGGUGGUCAGUUCAGGAGGUCAGUGGUCCAGGGCUUCGGUCUGGUCCAACGGGACUCUGCAGGUCCGUCCGUCUCAGCUGGUGGACAGUGGAUUCUAUAAAUGCGUGGCCUUGAACCCACAUGGCGUGGACACACUGUCCACAAAGGUCACAGUGUUCAGGCGCAGAGGACCCAUGAGGCCUGGGGGGACGUCUGCAGGAAAACCGCAGUCCGCUUCAGGGGUCAACACCAGGAUUCCAGUCCCCACAGAGGACGCUGAGGAGUCCUCUGGGGACACGGAGGCCCCAACGGUGAAGUACCUGGAGCCUUUACGGAGGAGAACCCCAGGAGGUGUCCCCCCAGGACGGAGGGGGGGGCAUCCAUCCAGGACUGUGUGGAAAAGACCGCCGCUGCUGCAAAGACCCAACGCCAACAACCGACCGACAGGUCCACGAGGGGACGGCAGGAAGACCACGGUAGACAACAGGCGGAGGACGAACGUGUCCAGGUCUAGAAUAGACCUGGACAAGUGGACCGACAUUUUAGCCAAGAUCAGGGUCAAAAACGGUCCAAGUACAGAGACACCGAGGACCAGUGGACCAUCUGGGAUGACCAUGCCCACCACAGCGUCUGGCAUGACCACACCCACCACAGCGUCUGGGAUGACCACGCCCACCACCGCAAACAGGAAGUUUGAAGAACAGCCCCCACGACUCCACCCACCACAUUCCAAUAGAAGGAACGGAGUGCGUCGGAAAAGACCAAAGGGACGCAAACACAAGCACAAAAAACCCGCCCACUUUACCCCCGCUACACCUGCCCCCUUUGCACCUGCCCCCACCACACCUACCCCUGCAACACCUGCCCCUUCCACGCCUGCCCCAGCUACACCUGCCCCCACCACACCUGCCCCCACUACACCUGCCCCCUCCACACCUGCCCCCGCUACACCUGGCCCCACUACACCUGCCCCCUCCACACCUGCCCCCGCUACACCUGCCCCCACCACACCUGCCCCCACUACACCUGCCCCCUCCACACCUGCCCCCGCUACACCUGCCCCCACCACUCCUGUCGCCGCUACAUCUGCCCCCGCUACUCCUGCCCCCGCUACACCUGCCCCCACCACUCCUGCUGCCGCUACACCUGCCCCCACUACACCUGCUGCCACUACACCAGCCCCCACCACUCCUGCCCCAGCUACACCUGCCCCCACUACACCUGCCCCCACUACACCUGCCCCCUCCACACCUGCCCCCGCUACACCUGGCCCCACUACACCUGCCCCCUCCACACCUGCCCCCGCUACACCUGCCCCCACCACACCUGCCCCCACUACACCUGCCCCCUCCACACCUGCCCCCGCUACACCUGCCCCCACCACUCCUGUCGCCGCUACAUCUGCCCCCGCUACUCCUGCCCCCGCUACACCUGCCCCCACCACUCCUGCUGCCGCUACACCUGCCCCCACUACACCUGCUGCCACUACACCAGCCCCCACCACUCCUGCCCCUGCUACACCUUCCCCCGCCACACCUGCCCCCGCUACACCUGCCCCCACCACACCUGCCCCCACUACACCUGCCCCCGCCACACCUGCCCCCACUACACCUGCCCCCUCCACACGUGCCCCCGCUACACCUGCCCCCGCUACACCUGCCCCCACUACACCUGCCCCCUCCACACCUGCCCCCGCUACACCUGCCCCCACCACUCCUGUCACCGCUACACCUGCCCCCUCUACACCUGCCCCCGCUACACCUGCCCCCACCACUCCUGCUCCCACUACACCUGCCCCCACCACUCCUGCUGCCACUACACCUGCCCCCUCUACACCUGCCCCCACCACUCCUGCUGCCACUACACCUGCCCCCACCACUCCUGCCCUCACUACACCUGCCCCUGCUACACCUGCAACCACCACAGUGAAGACUGUCGCCAAGGCCAACAUUGCCAAGGCCGGCGUUGCCAAGGCUGGUGUCGCCAAGGCCGGUGUUGCCAAGGCAACCGUUGCCAAGGCAUCGCCCCAGAGGACUCAUGUGGUCUAUGGGGGGAGGCUGGUGCUGGACUGUGAGGCCACCGGGACCCCAGAACCCCGGGUCAUCUGGAGGACACCAUCUCAGAAGCUGGUGGAUGGACAGUACAGUUUCGACUCCAGGAUUGUCGUCUUCCCUAACGGCUCUUUGACCAUCCACCCGGUCACCCAUCUGGACGCCGGAGACUACCUGUGCAUGGCCCGGAACAAGGCGGGCGACGACUACGUCCUGCUGUCGGUGGACGUCCUGAGCCGACCGGCCCAAAUCCAGCAGAAGACGCACCGGUCCGACCAGGAGGUGGUCUACGGCGGAGACCUGAAGGUGGACUGCGAGGCGUCGGGACUCCCCGACCCCGAGAUCAGCUGGACACUGCCAGACGGAACCAGGGUCGACCCGGUCCAACCCAGGGAGGACACGAGUGGUGGACCCAGUCACAGGUUCGUGGUUUUCCACAACGGGACUCUGUUUUUCAAUGAUGUCGAGAUGCGAGACGAAGGCGACUACACCUGCUCCGCCCAGAACCACCUGGGUGAAGACCAGAUGAAGGUGCGAGUCCACGUAAAGGCUGCGACUUCCCCUCCACAGAUCCACCAAGCAGACCAGAUGGCAGUCACGGUUUUCUACGGUGACACCGUGUCACUGAGGUGCAACGCCACAGGGGAACCGACGCCGGUCGUCACCUGGAUUACACCGACAAACAGAGUGAUCGAGUCCAGGUGGGAUAAGUACCAUCUGUUGAACGAUGGGACGUUAGUGGUUCAGAAGGUGCGGCGUUCUGACGGUGGUAACUACACCUGCACGGCCAGGAACAGCGCAGGUCAGAACAACAAGGUGAUCCGACUGGAGGUCGUGGUAACUCCGCCCACCAUCAGGGGUCUGCGAGGCACCGCCAACAGCAUCAAAGUGUCAGCGGUGCAGGACCAGAGGAAACUGGUGGACUGUGUGGCCCGGGGGACUCCGCCUCCUCGCAUCAUGUGGGUCCUACCAGGAAACGUGAUCCUGCCGGCACCUUACCAGGGCACCAGGAUGACCGUCUUCCCCAACGGGACCUUGGACAUGCAGUCCCCCAAGAGGACAGACUCAGGGCAGCUGGUCUGUAUCGCCCGCAAUGAAGGAGGGGAGGUCCGGCUGCUGGUGACCCUGGAGGUGACCGAGGCCUUCCAAAGACCACUGACCCCAGGCACCGCCAGCGUGUCUCUGACCGUGGGGAACACCAUGACCUUAAACUGCUCCUUGGACGGUGCGUCGCUGCUGUACGUCACCUGGAUCCUCCCCAACGGUACGCCUCUGCUCAGCGGCGCUCGACUGUCCAAGUUCUUCCACCGUCCCGGUGGCUCUCUGGUCAUUGCCAACCCCUCAGUCGCAGAGGCCGGCACAUACCGCUGCGUCGGCCGGAGUGCCGCCGGGCCGCUGGAGCGAAUUGUCAUGCUGUUUCCAGGUAGAAAACCAGAGAUUAUCAACACGUACCGGGUUCCGGUGGGCGUGGUCAACGGGGAGCCCCUCCUGCUGCACUGCAUCACUAGCGGCGAACCCCUCAGAGUGACGUGGAUGCUACCCAGCGGCGUCGUCCUGAACCGGCCUCAAAGGGCCGGACGGUACUCGGUGAUGCCCAACGGAACGCUCUCCAUUCAGCAGGUGUCGGUGUACGAUCGAGGGUCGUAUGUUUGCAGAGCCGCGAACGAGUACGGCAGCUCCCUGAUGUCGGCGUCGGUGACGGUGAUAGCGCACCCGCCUCGCAUCACCAGUGGCCCCCCCUCCGUCUCGUACGCCCGGCGUGGAGUCGCUGUUCAGUUGAACUGUUUGGCCACUGGGAUUCCCAACGCGGAGGUGGCGUGGGAAACGCCCGACAAAGCCCGUCUGACUGUGGGUGCUCAGCCACGCCUCUUUGGAAACAAGUACCUCCACCCCCGGGGGGCGCUCAUCAUCCAGAAUCCCACACACAGAGACGCUGGCGUGUACCGAUGCACCGCCAGAAACGCCGUCGGCGUCGACUCCAAAGCCACAUAUCUGAGCGUGUUUUAAGGCGUACCGCAGGGUGGCGCCAUCAUUUCCACGGACGCCUGAGCUUCUGCCCACACACCAACAGCAAAUGUUUUAUCACGAACACCGAAAACCUGCCGUGGCUUCAGGGGAGAACCAAGGGAACCAAUGGUCCAGUUCAGGACCCAUCCAGGUUACAGCCGCUUCACCUCAUGGGUUCAGGUGGACUUGUUGUGGUCUGCAGGACCAGAUCCAGUCCUGCUAACUUUUAUGGGUUUGGGUUUUUCUGACAGAUGCUUCUGUUGGUUUGAACGGAUCUGUUCAUGAACUGACGCCAAAGGACGGGGGUUGGACUGGACUCAGAGACCUGGCCAGGUCAUCUGACCUCUGACUUUGUUUUAAUUGAUUAUUAUUUAUGUUUGAUUGAUUCUGUUUUAAUUGUACUUGUGUUUUUUUUUAACUCUCUUGUCUCUUUUCCAUUUUUAUAAAACACUGUGAACUGA
This is a messenger RNA of Sphaeramia orbicularis (orbiculate cardinalfish), 6839 nucleotides long. It is a transcript of the gene mxra5a, whose product is annotated as matrix-remodelling associated 5a. The record is from RefSeq and is a predicted model, not a curated record. NCBI's taxonomy places the organism in Eukaryota, Metazoa, Chordata, Actinopteri, Kurtiformes, Apogonidae. Bases 442 to 6378 code for a protein of 1978 amino acids. The transcript has 6 exons. Gene Ontology annotation, molecular function: protein binding.